Molecule: messenger RNA, 708 nt
Organism: Dovyalis caffra
Lineage: Eukaryota; Viridiplantae; Streptophyta; Magnoliopsida; Malpighiales; Salicaceae
Source: the annotation of a GenBank genome assembly
AUGGAGAAACUAUCUUGGAAUAAACUUAAUUGGAGACGUAAAGCUGCUGUUUUAUGGUUUCUUCAUUCUUUUCCUGAUUCUGACCUUCCUGCGGCUACUGAAGGACAGCUUGUUAAGAUUACUGGGCUUGUAUCCUGCGGAAGCGUUUCCCUGGAAUCUUCAUAUGAAAGAGCCACCCGAUGCAUCUAUGCAUCUACUCUUUUGUAUGAAUAUGUAGGAUUUGGACUGAAGCCAAUGAAUGCUAAUACGUCAUGCUUACAGUGGAGUCUAACAUAUUGUGAGAGAUUCUCCACAGACUUCUACAUAACUGAUCGAAAGUCCGGCAUCAGAGCCAUGGUAAAAGCUGGUCCCGGUUGUAAAGUUGUUCCCUUGAUUGUUGAGAGCAAACUUGUGACUACUACAAGACAAUGCAGAACUCUAUCUUCUCACUUGAGGAAAUGGUUGCAAGACAGGAACCUCUCAGCAGACCCCCGUCUACUACACUUGCAAGAAGGGUACGUACAAGAAGGCAGCUUUGUUACUGUGAUUGGUGUUUUGCGUAGAAAUAGUGAUAUUUUGACGAUUGUUCAGCCAGAAGAGCUUUUGUCCGCAGGAUGUCUGUGGCAAAAGCUUUUACUCCCAGUGAAUGUUGAUGGCCUAAUCCUGGCGGUCCCUGAUACUGCUGGCCAUAACAUGAACCCAGGUUACAGGCAUCAGUUGGAACAAUAA